AAGCCGCCUCGCUGACGUCCAACGUAGACGAACCCCACACACCAAUAGGACGCCGAGCGCUGCGCGAGUCCGACUUAUGACACGGCGUCCUUCACGACGUGCGAGAUGCCUUCGAUGUCGCACCAGCACAGUCAGGCGAGCCGCGCUCGACGUCAAGCCUCGACACGCUCCCAGAAGCGCCGCAGUCUGCCAUACGUCUCCAACGGCGAAGGCUACGGCAGCCAGCAGAGCCUCGGCCGCGAGCUCUCGAUGCAGAGACGCCCCUCGGCGCCGUUGCCGGGCAGCACGCCGCCUUCGCGUCCGCAGCGCUCGCCCUCGCGCAAUGCGUUCAACGCAGACGACACGAACGAUGAGAACGAGCCCGCUGCCGAGGCGCAGCAGAGCAGCGACGUCGAGACUGUCGCUGGCGAGCGUCGCCGCUCUCUCCUCUGAUCUGACUGUACUCCUCCACACUCUCUGACUCCUUCCCGCGCCCCUCGUCGCUGUGCCUCCUUGUCCUGCCCUCCUUCACACGC
Messenger RNA from Tilletiopsis washingtonensis, 515 nucleotides. RefSeq lists its product as hypothetical. The transcript has 2 exons. The record is from RefSeq and is a predicted model, not a curated record. NCBI's taxonomy places the organism in Eukaryota, Fungi, Basidiomycota, Exobasidiomycetes, Entylomatales. The coding region runs from base 77 to 460 and encodes 127 amino acids.